GGGGGCAAGAGACGCUUGGGGCUGGAGCUAACCGGACGGGUCGCUCCGGCUCUCCAGGGAGAGGAGCUUCCCGGCUCUGGAGAAGGGGCGAGUCUUUUGAGAGCCCCGGGGAAGGGCCGCGUGCUGGAGAGGGACGGUCGGGCUACCCCGGCUCGCGGAGGGCUCGGCUCCGGGCUCCCCUCCUUUCCACCUCGCGAGGGAGGGGGCGAGGGAAGGAGGGGAGGGGAAGGUUCCGCGGAGGAGGCAGAAUGACCAGUCGAGGGGGGCUUGGGCGCUGCUUUUCCCAGAAGCUGCUUCCACUCCUGCGGCUGCCGCGAGGGCUGGCUUGAGCUGGGGCUCCAGGCUCUCCCGCUGCGAGCCAGCGCGGCCCCCCGGGGCCCGGGCAGCGGCGCCGGCAUGACGUCCGGCACCAUGAAGUUCAAUGGUUACUUGAGGGUCCGCAUUGGCGAGGCUGUGGGGCUGCAGCCCACCCGCUGGUCCCUGCGCCACUCGCUCUUCAAGAAGGGCUACCAGCUGCUGGACCCCUACCUGACGGUGAGCGUGGACCAGGUGCGCGUGGGCCAGACCAGCACCAAACAGAAGACCAACAAACCCACGUACAAUGAGGAGUUCUGCACCAACGUCACCGACGGUGGCCACCUCGAACUGGCCGUCUUCCACGAGACGCCCCUGGGCUAUGACCACUUCGUGGCCAACUGCACCCUGCAAUUUCAGGAGCUGCUGCGCACGGCCGGCGCCUCGGACACUUUCGAGGGCUGGGUGGAUCUGGAGCCAGAAGGGAAGGUAUUUGUGGUAAUAACCCUAACAGGGAGCUUCACUGAAGCCACUCUCCAGAGAGACCGAAUCUUCAAACAUUUUACCAGGAAGCGCCAAAGGGCUAUGCGAAGGCGAGUCCACCAGAUCAAUGGACACAAGUUUAUGGCCACAUACCUGAGGCAGCCCACCUACUGCUCUCACUGCAGGGAGUUUAUCUGGGGAGUAUUUGGGAAACAAGGUUAUCAAUGUCAAGUGUGCACCUGUGUCGUCCAUAAGCGCUGCCAUCAUCUGAUUGUUACAGCCUGCACUUGCCAGAACAAUAUUAACAAAAUGGAUUCAAAGAUUGCUGAACAGAGGUUCGGAAUCAACAUCCCGCACAAGUUCAGCAUCCACAACUACAAAGUGCCAACCUUCUGCGAUCACUGCGGCUCGCUGCUCUGGGGCAUCAUGCGACAAGGCCUCCAGUGUAAAAUCUGUAAGAUGAACGUCCACAUCCGAUGUCAGGCAAAUGUAGCCCCGAACUGUGGGGUCAACGCGGUGGAGCUCGCCAAGACCCUGGCUGGGAUGGGCCUCCAGCCCGGAAAUAUUUCUCCAACCUCGAAGCUGGUUUCCAGGUCAACUCUAAGAAGACAGGGCAGGGAAAACACCAAAGAAGGAAAUGGGAUCGGGGUUGAUUCUUCCAGCCGACCUGGUAUCGACAACUUUGAGUUCAUCCGAGUGUUGGGGAAGGGGAGCUUCGGGAAGGUGAUGCUUGCGAGAAUAAAAGAAACAGGAGACCUCUAUGCUGUGAAGGUGCUGAAGAAGGACGUGAUCUUGCAGGAUGAUGAUGUGGAAUGCACCAUGACGGAAAAAAGGAUCCUGUCCUUGGCUCGCAAUCACCCCUUCCUCACACAGUUGUUCUGCUGCUUUCAAACACCUGAUCGUCUGUUUUUUGUGAUGGAGUUUGUGAAUGGGGGCGACUUGAUGUUUCACAUUCAGAAGUCUCGUCGUUUUGAAGAAGCACGAGCUCGUUUCUAUGCCGCAGAAAUCAUUUCGGCACUCAUGUUCCUACACGAGAAAGGAAUCAUCUAUAGAGAUCUCAAAUUGGACAACGUACUGUUGGACCAUGAGGGCCACUGUAAGCUGGCAGACUUCGGGAUGUGCAAGGAGGGGAUCUGUAAUGGAGUCACCACGGCAACCUUCUGUGGCACACCCGACUAUAUUGCUCCAGAGAUCCUCCAGGAAAUGCUCUAUGGACCCGCAGUAGAUUGGUGGGCGAUGGGCGUGUUGCUCUACGAGAUGCUCUGUGGUCACGCACCCUUCGAGGCAGAGAACGAAGAUGACCUCUUUGAAGCCAUCCUGAAUGAUGAAGUGGUCUACCCUACAUGGCUCCAUGAAGAUGCCACAGGGAUCCUGAAAUCUUUCAUGACCAAGAACCCCACCAUGCGCCUGGGCAGCCUGACUCAGGGUGGGGAGCAUGCCAUCUUGAGACAUCCUUUCUUUAAGGAAAUCGACUGGGCCCAGCUGAACCAUCGCCAAGUAGAACCACCUUUCAGACCCAGAAUCAAAUCCCGAGAAGAUGUCAGUAAUUUUGACCCUGACUUCAUUAAGGAAGAGCCAGUUUUAACCCCAAUUGAUGAAGGACAUCUUCCUAUGAUUAACCAGGAUGAAUUUAGAAACUUUUCCUUUGUGUCUCCAGAAUUGCAACCUUAGCCUGAUGGGGAAUGAAAGACAUGACCUGAGAAUCACAAGCAGCUCCAGAUUUUCCAGGAAGUCCCUUUGUGGGGCAUUCCCCAGGAUCAGCCUUAGAACAAGAACCUUACCUUCAGAGCACAGUUGGGAAACUCUGAAGGCCAGAACUUCAGGAGGUCAGCUCUUUCAAGUCCUCAGGAAGCCAGGGUACUGGAAAGAGUGGAUACCAGAAUGAGAGUUCAUGAAGAAGUAUACUGCUCAACCUAGGAGUUUCUAUGGCUCUUUUGGGCUUGGGAUAUUAGAAGGAACCAACAGAAGAGAAGGUGUGAAGAAUCGACUUGAUCCUAGAAA
This is a messenger RNA of Odobenus rosmarus divergens (Pacific walrus), 2778 nucleotides long. It is a transcript of the gene PRKCH, whose product is annotated as protein kinase C, eta. The coding region runs from base 397 to 2448 and encodes 683 amino acids. The transcript has 14 exons. The record is from RefSeq and is a predicted model, not a curated record. NCBI's taxonomy places the organism in Eukaryota, Metazoa, Chordata, Mammalia, Carnivora, Odobenidae. Gene Ontology annotation, biological process: protein phosphorylation. Gene Ontology annotation, molecular function: diacylglycerol-dependent serine/threonine kinase activity; ATP binding.